UCAGUGAAAUUCUGACAUGCAUUUCCUCAUGUUAGAUAUACAUUUCCUGAAAAUGUUUUGAGGAAAAAGUGAACUAAAAAAUCCAUUGUAGAUUUGUUGUAAUCAGUUUUGACAGAUACACAUUGCAAUAUUUAAAUGAAGUAAAGUAAGUUAUAUGCUCAUUAACAAAUAAUGAAGAGUUUCUCUUCCUGAAAAUUGACACAGUUUGGACAAUAGUUAAAGCAUAAAUAAUUUAAAGCGACAGAUGAUCAUUGGUAGAUUUUCUGGUGAAGUACACUACUACUGUCAAUUGUUAAGACCAACAGAUAGCGGGACCGACAGAUAAACGCUUCUAUUGUCAAUCUGGCUCUAUACUAUUGAUCAUGUAACAGAUUAGCAACUUCAGUAGCUUUAAGAAGUUUUGUAUUUGACAUGUUUCAUCCAAUCUGAGGUUUAGCUGAAGUUUCGUAAUGAUUUGACAUCUGACAGGGACAGAUAUGGUCAUCUGACUGUUCCAUCUGAUGGACAUAUAAUUCAGUUAUUGAUUAUUUCAAGAAAACAAAAUUUGAGAGGAAAUAUAAAUGGGACAUUGGUUACAUGGAGUUAUUGUGCAGCAGUUUUCACUAGUGACUGCUCUCUAUGAAAUGUUGCAAUGAUGCAAUGACUUUUUCAUCUCCAAGGGACUUCUUGUUUUACUUUGUGUUAACAGUGUGGAUUUAUAGAUCGAGCAGACUCUCACAGUGACAACCAGAUGAAACUGUUGCUUCAUUAACAAUCGACAAAGAAAAUUGGCUUCUGACACUUUUUUUAGUAUAAUUCCAUAUCUUUCUUUUGAAUUCAGGAUGAUAGUCUCGUAUCUUUUAUUCAAGAGAGCAUGUUUUUAACUUUGUUUUAGAGCUUGAAAAAAAAACCAGUUUGUAAAGUCAUUUGAAAUUCUCCUGGAGUUUGUUGCAGCAACAUGAGUAUUUGGAAGUUAAUUGUCUUUACUUUACAUGUGACAAUUAGUUUAAUGGCUAAAACAAUGUGUCAAUUUCCAGAGGACCUAGAAGUUGGCAUUGUUAACAGUAAGGAAAUAAAAAGAGUGUCGGGAAAAACUGAUGCAUCAAAAGGAAAUUCACCAGUCCUACCUACAGAAGAGCUUCCAGAAGGAGCAAAUUGUGACUUUGAAGUUGACCUGUGUGGAUGGCAUAAUGUACAACAUGGGGAUGAGCUUGAAUGGAUUCGGCACAAAAACUCUACAUCAACAUUAAACACUGGACCAAGCUUUGAUCACACUAAAGGAAAUGGCUCAGGUCAUUAUUUGUAUGUGGAGAUGGACCAUGGGAAACAUCUGGAUGCAGGCAUCCUUGAGAGUCCAAUAUUUCCAGCUCCAGAUGCAAGCCUGUGGAACUCUUCAUCACUGAUCUAUGGAAAAUGUCAGCUUGCGUUCUACUACCAUAUGUUUGGAUAUCGAGUAAGCAGCCUCAGCGUAUCUUUAGUGAGUGUGUGUGGAUUGGGGUUCAACACAACAAGAGAAAUUUUGAGACUUCGUGUCAACGAAAACAAAUGGAAAAGUGCCUCUGUGUCCCUCACCCAAGACAUUCCUAGAGAAUUUGGACCCUACUUUAUACAAUUCAAAGCAUUUCGAGGACUGACUCAGCAAGGAGACAUUGCCAUAGAUGAUAUAUCACUAAAUCCUGAGUGCUUCAGUCAAUUCUCCAAUAAAGACAAAUCUGGCAACAGGAGAAUUUGCAAAGAAAAUUCAAAGACGACUGCUUUGAAUGAGGAGACUACCAUUUCCAUUCUGUCGUCAAGCACCCAGUCUGUAAAACAUAAGAAUGGAACAAAAUACAAGUUUAACAGUUGUAAUGCCUUUGGAUCAGAGGGUCCUAUACAGUCAAAGUGCAACUCUGUAUAUAAAUCCAGCAAGACUGUGGUCCAAGUCUUAAGCAGUGGCUAUUUAAAAGGUGUACAGCAGUGGACAGUUCCUGAAAAUGGCACAUAUGAAAUCCAUGCCUCUGGGGCAGCGGGUGGUAAUGGAGUAUGGACAAUGGACGGGUCCGUGGGUACUCUUGUGGGUGGAUUAUUCCAUCUGUCUGCAGGGGAACACCUGUACAUACUGGUUGGCCAGAAAGGGUCUGACGCCUGCACUCUAAAGAUGCCCCAGUCCGUGUUGAAGAUAUGUGAAGCAAGAGACUCCCUGAACAGUUCUGUAUCCCCCUCUUUGGGAGCUGGGGGAGGGGGUGGAGGAGGUGGGGCAUCCUUUGUGUUCAGAGUUAAAGAAGGAAGUGAUGAGAUAGAUCUGCUGAUGGUAGCAGGUGGGGGAGGAGGGCUGGCCCACAGGAAUACCUACACUGAUCCCCUGCAACUGGACCCUGCAGGACACAAGUUCAAGAAUCCGGGUCAAGGUUACAGUGGUUAUACAAAUCCCAAUGGUGCAGGUGGAGGAGGGGGGUGGAGGAUGAAGAAACCGGUUCCUUAUCAACAGGCAGGCAAAUCUCUGCUAGAGGGAGCCACUGGAGGACAGUCCUGUGAGGCUGCACACAACUUCAGUGGCUGGGACACCCCAGGAGGAUUUGGUGGAGGGGGUGGGGCUUGUUCAUCAGGGGGUGGAGGUGGAGGAUAUUCAGGGGGAAAUGCAUCCAGUGAUGACAGCAGAGACAUGAGUGGACAGGGAGGAUCUUCAUAUGUAUUCCCACUAGCUCUGAAAACAUACAACAUGUAUCCAGGAAGUAAAUCUGAUGGUUAUGUGGAGAUCCAGCUGAUGUUCAUGAAAUGCCAGUGCACAGAUGUCUGUCACAUCAAACAGUGGGACGAGGGGUUGUUCCAGUGUAGCUGCAUGGCGGACAGGACGCUCAAUGCAGACGGCUACACCUGCUCAGGUGAGCCAUGGGUCAUAGCAAAUUUGACAGAAGCAGAAGGAUUUGAAAUGAGAUACGUGAUAUACAUAGCAGUGGCUAGCACUAUAUUCAUCACCAUUAUGACAUGUAUUGGACUCUGUUUGAUUAAGCAUCAUAGAAAACGUUUACAACUUGAUGCAGUUCGCAUUGAGCUCCAGACAGCCAGCCAAAAUUUUGCUCUUCAUUCCUCAUCAAGUUUUGUAAGAAAUGGAAUACAUCAACACAGGCAAAUGGUGACAGAAUACAAUCCAAACUAUGACUUUGUGGCUGCUAAGUACCCUGAACAGCAGCUGAAUGAAUUGAACCGAAACAGACUGGAAUUAGUCAGGGCAUUAGGUCAGGGUGCCUUUGGUGAAGUAUACAAAGGAUACAUUUUGGGUUUCCCAAACAUGGAAAGAGAGAUGGCUGUUGCUGUAAAGACAUUACCAGCAUAUAGCACAGAGGCAUCGGAGCUGGAUUUCCUCAUGGAGGCGGUUAUAAUGAGUAAGUUUAACCAUCCUAACAUAGUGAAGUUGGUGGGUGUGUGUUUUGAGAGUCAUCCUCGUUAUAUAGUCCUGGAGCUGUUGGAGGGAGGGGAUCUAAAGACAUUCCUCAGGGAAAUGAGACCUAAAACAGUCAUGGGAGAUCCUCUUGUUCGUGUUUCUGAUCUUCUCAGCCUUGCUGAUGAUAUUGCAAAAGGCUGUCAACACCUAGAGGAAAGACAUUUCAUUCACAGAGACAUUGCUGCCAGGAAUUGUUUGUUGACCUGUAAAGGAAAAGACAGAGUAGCUAAAAUAGCUGACUUUGGUAUGGCCAGGGAUAUCUACAGGUCAGACUACUAUAGGAAGGGAGGUAAAGCUCUGCUACCCAUAAAGUGGAUGCCACCAGAGGCUUUCUUAGACGGCAUUUUUACCUCAAAAACAGACGUGUGGUCUUUUGGGGUACUUCUGUGGGAGAUCUUUUCCAUUGGUUACAUGCCCUACCCAGGCAGGACGAACCAUGAUGUCAUGCAGUAUGUCACUAACGGGGGGAGACUGGAACCCCCAGAAAAAUGUCCAAAGCCACUGUAUGACUUGAUGUGUGAAUGCUGGGCAACCAAUCCAGAUAGCAGGCCGACCUUCACAGAAAUCUUAAAGGAGCUCAAGAAAUUCUCUCAAUGCCCCCAGAUUCUCACUGCAGAACUACCAAAGUUCUUCAUGGUGCCAUUCCAAAGCUUCAGCCCUACAUCUCGGGCUCACUCUGUGAGUGAGGACGAAAGUGAACUUACUCCAGACUCGGACACAACGGAACCACUGCUGACCCCCCGUUAUCAGGGAAGCCUGAGGUCCUCGAAGAAAUCGGCUUCUCCCAAAGACAGCUUAAAGUGUCCAUCGCUGCGUGUCAACCUCCAGACAGACAGCUCAUCUUGUGAUAAAAAGACAGCAUCUCGCGAUCCAUUCCCUUCACUUUGUGACAUCACAUCUUUGUGUGAAAAUGAGUAUGAAACUCACACCUCUGACUCAAGGUCCCAGGCUACUGCUGCUCAAGCUACCGAGAAUAGUCCUCUUGUUAACUUGCCACAAUUCAAUGGCUCAAAUUGAUACAAUUUAGUCUUUACCAGUAGUUGUUUUGCUUUUUUUAAUACAAUGUACAACAAAUCAAGCAAAUCCUCGGAGGAAAAUAUGAGAAAAAUACACCACAAUGUCAUGAUUUAGUUGUAUAGUGAAUAAUUUUGCUUGUAUUAUGGUGAAUGUCCCAAUUUGUACUAGUUUAAUACAAUUCAGACUUUAAAAUCUGAGUCAAACAAACUAGUCUGGUUUGGAGGGAGGAUAAGCUUGGUCUGUUAUGAUGCCUGCCUGUCUAUAUCUUUAUUCUUAGAUUUAAACAUCAUCUCAUAUAUUAACUUCAAUCGAUCAUCCUUAAAAUUGAGAACAUAAAUGGAGGAAAAGGGGGCAGUUAACUUGAGUUAUUAUAAGUAUCAUAACAUUUCAUGCAAUACUGAGAUUACCAGGAAAAUCUUCAUUAGAAUGGAAGUUGGGUAUAUUAGAGGGGGCCCCUAAUUCUAGUAUGAGGGGUUGCCUUAUAGAUACUUUUAAAUGUUAGCAUAGUCCCUUUGCUGGAGACACUUGUGUUAAGACUAUUUGUCCUGAUCAUAUUGAGACGUACGUUGUAAAAAUAAAAAUUGUUAAGCGGGAAACUAAAAUUUUCAUCAAAAAUCAAACAGAUGAGACAACCAUCUGUACCAUUUCUAUUUUAAAGUUUUGUUAAAAGUCUGAUUUAUUUAAUAAAUUUAUAUUCAUCAAAAUUCAUCUUGUAACAAAUUUUGCAUAGGUUAAAAAGAUCUAACUUGGUAAUGUGUUAAUUAUACUAUGAUACUGGCUAUCUCACUUACCUUACGGAUUAACUUUAAAAACUACUUUGUUGGUUUAUCAGUGUGUAAUGGCUGCAAGCACAGCAUGUAUUUAUGUUCUUCAAUAAUUUUAACAGUUCUGUAUCUUGUGCUCCAAUUAAGUAAGCAUUUUAACAAUAAUUUUUAUCUUUCUUUUAAUUAUUCAUAUAUAAGUAUUGAUAUUGUUAGUAUGUAAAGUAAGGUAUUUUGGUUGUCACAUUAACAACAUAGAAGAGUCAGACUGGUAAUGUCAUACAGUUGGAUAAUUGAUAUUAUUUAAACAAUAAAAUGCUUUCUCUGGUGAUUCAUUCGGGAUAUGAAGGUAGCCACAUUGCAGAAAAAUACAUAACCCGCAUUAUGGGGUUUAAUGCGGGUUAUGUAAAUUUUUCCUGCAAUGAUCGCUACCUUCAUUACCCGCAUGAAUCAUCAAAGAAAACAUCUUAUUAUUUAUAUUAACAUCUUUCUUUUAACUUAUUAAUAAAUUGAUUAUGAAAAGUUAGUAAAAUUCACUAAAAUACUAUUAACGUACAUAAGUAUGUUAGCUAAUAGAAACAGCCAAAUCGUCUCCUGUGAGACUUUGAGUCUGGCGUUGUCAUGAAUAUUUCGUGCAGUUCGUGAUUUUACUUACGUCACUAUAGGUUCAGACCAAUCGAUGAACAGGGGUGUCAAUUUCAGUCCUGUUAUAUUCAGCCGCUGUAGAUUUCGACCAAUUGGUAAAUGGGGCGUGUAGAUUUCAGUCUGGCUGUUUCUAUAGAGCUAUGAAUUAACUAUAAUUUUCUGUAAGAAAUAGAGGAAAUUAUACUUGGUAGAUGUAAAUAUUCAGUUUUAAAUUUACAGAUAGGGUAUAAAUAGUUUGUGCCAUCCUUAUAUUAAUAACCAUAGGAUUUUUGAGGAGUGCAAGAGAAAAUGCUCAUGGACAUUUUUAUUGUUUACAUACACUUUAAAGGUGAUGAAUUAGGCCUUCAAAAGAAUAUUGUAGUUUUGAUAGUAUUUUUUGGCUUUAUUUUUUAGAAAAAUAAUUUUUUACACACACACACCCAUUGCAAAAUUUUCUGGAUCUGGGCAUGAGUACAUAUGUACUGAAUAAACAAAAACUACAGAGGAUGAAAGUUCUGUGUUGUUUAUGCUCUGUGAUCAUUGUCUUGCUCACAAAUCCUUAUUCAUAAGGUAGUGUCUGUUUUUAGCUCGUCUUAUCAGAAGUUUUAUGUGAGCUCUUCCGAUCUUUUGUCUGUCGUCACCAUUGCAGAUGUCAUCAAAAACUUUUCACAUUUUCAUCGUCUUUUUCAUAACCACUUGGCCAAUUUCGAUGAACUUGACACAAAUCAUUACUGGGUGAAGUUUAAAUGAUGAUUCAUGUUUUCUUUAAAGGGGAAUGCUUAGAAUUAUUGAAAAUUAUUUUGUAUUUUUCAAAAAUCUUAAAAGCCAUUUGGCCAGAAAAGCUGAACUUGUGCAUGUUUAUGCAUCCUCAGGAAGUGUAGAUUGAAGUUUGUUGAAAUCAUGAUCCCUGGGGGUAGAGUGGGACCACAGGGAAGGGGUUUGGAAUUUUUCAUUGAAAUUAGAGAGAGAGAGAAAUCUUUUUCCAAAAAAGUUGUAACUUGUGUGGUGUGUGGAAGUAUUCUAAGGUAUUGUAGAUUAAAGUUUAUUCAAAUUAUGAUCCUCUUGGUUAGGUCUAGCCUAUAGGGGGGGGGGUCGAAUUUUCACAUACAUCUUCAAUAAAACAAUUCAGCCAUAAAAGCUGUAACUUUUGUUUAAAUUUGUUGCGCAGACUAUAGAGGAUUGAUAUUUAACAUUUUUAUUUUACUUUAUUAAGAUCUACUGAACAAAAUUUUUAAGAUAUUUUGAAUUUGAUAUUACAGUGCUGAUUUUAUCAAGUUGUGGCUAUUGUUGCAGAGGUGAGCAUUGUGGCCCCUUGGAUUCUUUUUUUUGGGGGGGGGGUUCAAGAAAAAAAGUCUUGACAGCCAUGAUUUUGAUUUCCAUGUGACUUUAUACCCCCCGCAAAUGAAGUUAAGGGAGGUAUAUUGGUUUCACCCUGUCUGUCAGUCCAUCUGUCUGUAGAUGCAAUUUUGUCCCUCUAUAGAAUUCUUUACUAGUGCAUGGAACAGUGAAAACACUAAAACUGAGGAAAUUUGAAACAACUAAUUGCAUCUGCCAAGGCUCCAAUUAGAAACGCUAUUAAAGUAGCAUUGCUUGGCUAUUUUCAUUUACUGAAAAGGGAGAGGUUAUUGUCACUCUUUUGUUUAUUUUCUUUAAAACAAAUGAAAAAAAUAUCAUCUAAUACAGAAGUUUGUGAACGUAUCACAUAAGUUUUUACAGUGGAGUUCUGACAAUUUUGAUUUUUUUUCUUUAACUAAAUUUUUUUUUACAAUUCUAGAGUUUUUUUUAUGUCCCAAACCUUUAUUAUUCAAUUUAAUUAUUUGUCCAUUUUAAAUAAGCCUUGCGGGGGCAUUAGUCCCACUAGGACAGUUCUAGUUUACAUUAUCAUAUUUUAUGUUAGUAAAUAUCAUGGAUAUUGUUUAAUAUGUGAUUAUACAUGUAUUACAAAAACUUACUGGAGAUAUCCAAAUGAGCCAGGGCUAUGUCAAUGUUGGAUGUCCAUUGCAUUGAACUGUUAUUGUUAUUAAGUUAGAGCUCACCCUAAUUGUUAUAUAAUUUAAUCAUUAGUAAAGGGUGAAAUAAGCUAUUUUGAUCACCAGUCAUCUGUGGUCUGUUCGUCCACCUGGUAACUUUUUACCAUAAACUGUCCAAUUACUUAUCAAAAAAUGAUUUUUGAGAAUAUGCCCUUUUGUACAAUAACCCUUGAAUUGAAUUUAAUUAGAUCUUGAAAGCUUUUGUUUUUUAUUUAAUGUAAGAAUGCUAGUCAGCAGGUGAGCGAUGUGGCCCAUGGGUCUCUUGUUUGUUAUUCCUAUAUUGGUAACUUUUUUGUAUGUAGUGUGUCUUUUAUAACAAAAAGGUUACAAAUGUUCCAUUAACAAUGUUAAAAAUAGUUAUAUUAUAUUUAAUAGAUCAUAAACAUUUGUUUUGAAAAUAUUUGUAUUUUUAUGUAUUAAUGUAAAGUGCCCCAUUUAGCUUUCCUUGAGGAAAUGGGGAAGCAUUGCCUCAGCAAAUGUAUUUCAUUGCUUUUGUCAUUGCAACUCUUGUCCCUUUAAGAUUUAAUUUUUACUGGUUGUCUACAGAAUAAUAUGUUGGGUUGCUUAAGUCCACAGAAGGUAAGGCGAAGCAGACCGUUCCGUUCUAUGUACUUUAACAUCUAUGUACUUUAACAUCCCAACAUAUUUCAGCAGUCAGUCAGUAGCAAACCUAAUAAGUGUGUUGUCAAGGAUACAGUUUUUUGUUUAUUGAUGAAUUGGUGAAAGAAACAUAAUGGAAAUGAUGUAACAGCCGUUAUGUUGCCAUCUUUUGAUUGCUACUUGCCGAUUAUGGAUAUAUAGUCGGCAAUCACGUGAUGCGUUUUAUCCAGUUACGUUGCAAGAUUUUAGUCUGAGGCAAAACAAAGAUUAGAGACAAAAUAUAGACGGCAACAUGUUUGGCGCAACCUCAUUUUUUUUUUUAAUUAUAGGCAAGACCUAGUUAUAAAGAUGUUUGAAUGGACCUAUACUUCUAAGAACCAUUUUAACAUGAGCUUGGAUUUGUGUACGUGUCUCAAAAAGCUUGUAUCAAAAAGGCCUGUCUUUCAUUGCUGACCACUUAGAUGGUUCUUUUAAAUCAACAAGAUAUGCCUGGUUGUUGAGUUAAGACUACGCAAUCUGUGCAUAUUUCACGUGAAACCAGCGUCAUUUUGUACUUGCUUAGAUGCAACAAAGAGAUAGUUACACCCUACCGAAAGUCCAAUGUCUUGUUAAUUUGGUUCAAAGUUGUUGUUGGUUUUGGGGGUUUUUUUUGGGGGGGGGGGUGCGUUAGGUAAACUUUCAGGGUUGGUGCAGCUCAAUUCAGGCUUCGAAUUUUGUACUUUAUCCGUAUUUCAUGUUAGAGAACAAGCUAUAUAAAAGAUUAAUAAUGACAGAUUUCAAGUAACUUGGGCUAUUCUUUGAUCAACAGCCGAUACCAGAUGUCGACCAAAAGGCACAGCAGUGUUGCAUAGACGCACUGUCCUUUGACCAAAAGGAGCUUCUCUCCCAGUAAGAGCGACUGUUUGACAUUUUGAGGGUUUGUAAAUAUGUGUCUAGCUGCAUGUAAGUGUACACAAGUCAAAAAUUAUAUUUUGGUAUAUUUACUUGAGCCACAAAUUUUACACGAUCACCUUUUGAUGGGAAAUUCAAGUUGACCCAUUCCUUGGUUUUACAUUUUGAUUUCAAUCGAUUUUUAUUGGAAGUGGAACCAACUAUUUGAAAAAGUUUCAAUUCAAAUUGAUAGGUGAUGUUUUUCUUGUCUUUCGCAUUGGAUAAAAAUUUCUAUUAUAAUAGUACAAAAUAUUUUGAAGCAUUUCCUUGUGAGAAAUGUUAUCAUAUUUUGAACAUUUAACAAACCAACUGUAUUGAUGGAUACAAAUUAUUGAAUGGGAAGUAUAUAUUGAUGAUGCUGAAUAGUGAGUAAACAAAUGAAGUGUUAUAAUGUUUCUAACGGCUGAAAAAUAAUAGUUGUUUUAAGGUGGUAUGGGACAUCUGUCGAUAAGUACAUCAUAAUUGAAAUGCUUUCAACGGUUUUGAAUUUUCAAAUUUUACAAUAUCUAACAAAAAAAAUAGCUUUUAAAAUUAUUUUGAAAGGUAAAAAUUGUAAAACCCACAGUGGGAUUCGAACUCAUGACUUACAGAUUCGUAGUAAACCCUUUAACUCACUGCGCUACGCUGUUAGAUGACAAUAUUGGGAAAGAAACUACUUUUAUAACUGCACUUAAUUUUAUUGUUUAUUUCGAUAAACAAUACGUCACAACAUGGAAGUGCCCCAUACCACAUUAAAAUACAUAACAAGAACUUUCUUUCUUAUUUCAUCAUGUAGACCUAUAUGUUCUGUAUCUUUUGCCAAUUUUACUGGAUAAAUCGAUAAGUAUAAUAAAUUGCCACAAAAAAGUAUUUCACUGAAUAAUUUUAUCCAGUUCUGACACGCAAACAACGAUUUUCAACAUGCAUUCAGAUGGACAACCAAACAUUUUGUGUUUAUAUGGGGCAUCAUUGUGAAACAUGAUUCUGUGUAUAAUUAAUACUUUUGAACAGUUUUAGAUAUAAUGCAUGUAUACUAUUUUAUGAAUGUUUCAUAAUUUCUUUUCAUUAGUACUUCUUUUUAAAAAAAAAUUAAAAAUAGCACGGAUCCCAUGUUUAAAAAGUCGAUUAAAUAUAUACUGUUGAUUUACGGUCUUCUUUUAUCAAAUAUUUCACGUCAAAAGGCAGGUAACUCUUAUUUGUCAUAUAGGCAGAGUUGCGUGCUGUGCGUGCGUGCCUGUGUGUUGGAAAAUGUUCUACAAUCGCCAAUUUCUUGACUCUUUUAAACUCCGUUUAUUUAGUACGUAUUGUCCUUCCAUUAGUACAUUACAUACACCAUAGACCCAAGAAAGAAACUUGACAUUUGACAAAAACACUUCUUGUCUUUAUGUACUCUGACAUCAAUGUAUGAAAUACAUUGAUAAUCUCACUUUUUGUUUCAAAACUAUUUUUAAAUGGCUUUAUAAUUAUCAAUUUCUUUUUAAAUUCUGGACCAGGUUGCAGGUACAAAAAACAUGAGUUUGUUGAAUGUAAAAUACUGUAAUUUUGAUAAGUGAAUGUUUGCCGUUGUUUCGACAACACAAUCAGAUUUAUUCAGAGUUAG
This is a messenger RNA of Magallana angulata, 10941 nucleotides long. RefSeq names its product leukocyte tyrosine kinase receptor-like. Gene Ontology annotation, cellular component: membrane; signaling receptor complex. Gene Ontology annotation, biological process: positive regulation of kinase activity; regulation of neuron differentiation; protein phosphorylation. The transcript has 24 exons. Bases 938 to 4417 code for a protein of 1159 amino acids. Lineage: Eukaryota; Metazoa; Mollusca; Bivalvia; Ostreida; Ostreidae. The record is from RefSeq and is a predicted model, not a curated record. Gene Ontology annotation, molecular function: ATP binding; transmembrane receptor protein tyrosine kinase activity.